AGCAGGUAAAAAAAAAAAUGAAAGUAGGUGAGAGAAAGAAAAAUCCAAGUGAGAGAAAGCGAAAGGAAAGAGAGUAAAGAAAGAGUAUCGAUUUCUUAAUCAAUCAUAAUCGUCGUCACCUUCUUCUUCUUCAUUUGGUUACGAUUACCAGAUUACCGAAGAACAGCUUGAAGAUGGAGUCCUUGAAAGAUGCCGCCAAGCUCCGUUCCGAUUUCCUCCAGGUCCUACGCAGUCGACGAACUGCCGAAGUACCGCUGACUAUAGAAUUGGGCAAACCAGUGGUGGAUCCUAUGUACCAAGAGAAUCCAAAACCAACUAGAAGUGAGGCAAUGGAGUCCUGCCUAAAAGCAGAAAUCUCAAAUCUUAAAGAUGUACUUAAAGAGGAAAACUUUUACUUGUUAACGGAGGAGGGAACGCAAGGACGCCUCCCAGUGCUCCUCAUAAGUAUGAAAGAAAGCUCUCAGCAACGAAGGCCAGCUAUUGUUUUUCUGCACAGCACUCACAAGUGCAAAGAGUGGCUAAGGCCAUUGCUUGAGGCCUAUGCUUCACGUGGAUAUGUAGCUGUUGCCAUUGAUUCUCGCUACCAUGGGGAACGGGCUGAUAGUUUGACUACUUAUAGAGAUGCCCUUGUAUCAGCAUGGAAAAAUGGCGAUACAAUGCCCUUCAUCUAUGAUACGGCCUGGGAUUUGGUAAAAUUAGCUGACUAUCUUACAGGAAGGGAUGAUAUAGAUCCCUUUAGGAUAGGAAUCACCGGUGAAUCACUGGGAGGAAUGCAUGCUUGGUUUGCUGCUGUUGCUGAUAACCGCUAUUCAGUUGUUGUCCCUAUUAUUGGUGUUCAGGGGUUCCAAUGGGCCAUAGAUAACGAUAGCUGGCAUGCUCGGGUAAGCAGUAUCAAGCCAUUAUUUGAAGCUGCUCGAAUUGACUUGGGAAAGAGCGAAAUUGAUAAGGAAGUGGUGAAAAAGGUAUGGGAUAGAAUUGCUCCUGGGUUGGCUUCUCAGUUUGAUGCACCUCAUACAGUUCCUAUAAUUGCCCCACGCCCUCUGCUGAUUUUGAAAGGUAAAGAAGAUCCUAGAUGCCCAUUAAAAGGAGUUGAAAUUCCAUGCGAAAGAGCUAAGGAGGUUUACAAGGAAUUUUCUUGUCCUGACAGAUUCAAGGUGGUAGCUGAGCCUGAAAUUGGACAUCAAAUGACUUGUUUUAUGGUGAAAGAAGCAAGUGACUGGUUUGAUAAAUACCUUAAGUGAGAAAGAAGAAAAUGUGGAGUGAAGAAGAUGAAAAAUUAAUGAUUUAGGGUUUGUAUUGUGUUGUGCAUUGUUCAAGUAAUCUUUUAUUAUUAUUUAUUAUUAUUAUUAUUAUGCAUUUUGCAUCUCUUUGUGUUCAACUUCUUAAGCUUCUGCCUACAAUAAAAUAAGUUUUCUCCAAGUUUGUAAGUUUGGUUGUACUA
Molecule: messenger RNA, 1441 nt
Organism: Impatiens glandulifera
Lineage: Eukaryota; Viridiplantae; Streptophyta; Magnoliopsida; Ericales; Balsaminaceae
Product: putative hydrolase YtaP
Exons: 14
Coding region: 174-1241 (355 amino acids)
Biological process (GO): proteolysis
Molecular function (GO): serine-type peptidase activity
Source: RefSeq, a predicted model, not a curated record